Molecule: messenger RNA, 2489 nt
Organism: Orussus abietinus
Lineage: Eukaryota; Metazoa; Arthropoda; Insecta; Hymenoptera; Orussidae
Gene: aPKC
Product: atypical protein kinase C
Exons: 8
Coding region: 1-2373 (790 amino acids)
Biological process (GO): protein phosphorylation; establishment or maintenance of cell polarity
Molecular function (GO): ATP binding; protein binding; protein serine/threonine kinase activity
Source: RefSeq, a predicted model, not a curated record
AUGGCGUGGGGAUACUGGAGUGCGACGUCCGUCAGCGACAGGGGCAGGUCCCCCAGGAGAGAGAAGGACAAGCACAGCCAGCUGUAUCAGCAGCAGCAGCAGCAGCAACAGUACUCCCAGCAGUACCCGCAGUCGCAGCAGUCUCAACAGCAGCAGCAGGUAUGCGAAGGCCUGCAGACCAGCUCCGGGACGCAGCAGGUGCAGCAGCAGGCUGAGCCGGGGAGCGGCGCAGCAGCGGGCAGUUCCGCCGAGGAAACACCCUUCUGCGGAAUGAUGAUCAAGGGCGGCUCGUUCUACUCGUACUCGGCUGCGACAGCAGCGGUGGCCGCUGCCUCCGCUGCAGUCGUCGCGCGGUCCAGGGCCUCGGGUGCUGGGCCUGAGGGGCCCCAGGUGGGCCUCAUUCCCAGGGAUCACGUUCAGCCUAGACCCUCCCAGGCUCUGGGGCCCAACUAUCCGCCUUCCCCGGGCAGCGAGUCCGCCGACUACGAGCAGCCGCACGUUCCCCAGAACAGCUACCAAAUUAGACCUGAGAGCCCUGGGACCGAGGUCCUCCCGCCCAUCGCUGCGUCCAGGAUCAUCCCCAGGCGGGACGACCUAGAGGAAGAGUGCUCCGAGGUCGAGCUGGAUGACAACCUACCCUCCGAGAUCAUCUAUCCUGAUAGCGCCUAUCUGGGACAGCCUGGCACCAGCGGGUGCUUGCUCCAUGGGAUGUACUACCCAGGGAUGGAGUACCCUCACUCGGUGUCUUCCCUCAGGGUCGAGGAACACUCUACCGGGCCGCCGUCCACUUCUCAAUUCUGGUUCAACGAUAUCACCUGGGUCUUCCCGAACGUGCCCGCGGCUCCUGGGAUGCCCUGUCAGGGCGAAGACAGGAGCAUCUACCGACGAGGAGCGCGCAGAUGGAGGAAACUCUACCGAGUUAAUGGUCACAUAUUCCAGGCGAAACGUUUCAAUCGAAGGGCAUUUUGUGCGUACUGCCAGGACAGAAUUUGGGGACUAGGACGGCAGGGAUUCAAGUGCAUCCAGUGCAAGUUGCUGGUGCACAAAAAGUGCCACAAGGUGGUAAGAAAGCCCUGCCUGAGCCUGCAGCAACAGCAACAGCUACAGCAGCUGCAGUCGACGGACUCUCAGUCCGACAGAAAUGGCGACCAGCAGCAGCCGGAUUCGCCGCAGAGUUGUCAAGCCGCACACCUCGACGACGAAACCGCGGAUUCGGCAGCCCUCGACGACCCAUCGCGAAAUCGUACGGGGAGCGAAGAGGGCGAGGAAUUGGCACUGGAUGCCGUUACGGGAGGCGAUGGUGGCAACGAGAUGCAGAGGCAGUACUCAUUGAGCGACUUCGAGCUGAUCCGAGUAAUCGGCCGCGGGUCUUAUGCCAAGGUCUUGAUGGUGGAGCUGAAGCGCACGAAGAGGAUCUACGCGAUGAAGGUGAUCAAGAAGGCCUUGGUCACGGACGACGAGGACAUCGACUGGGUGCAGACGGAGAAGCACGUUUUCGAGACCGCCUCGAACCACCCGUUCCUCGUCGGUCUGCACUCGUGCUUCCAAACGCCGUCGCGACUCUUCUUCGUCAUCGAGUUCGUCCGCGGCGGCGACCUUAUGUUCCAUAUGCAGAGGCAACGUCGUCUUCCCGAAGAGCACGCCCGGUUUUACGCCGCCGAGAUCAGCCUGGCGCUCAAUUUCUUGCACGAAAAAGGUAUCAUAUACCGCGACCUGAAGCUGGACAACGUACUGCUGGACCACGAGGGCCACGUCAAGCUGACGGACUACGGAAUGUGCAAGGAAGGGGUCAGAGAGGGCGACACCACCGCCACGUUCUGCGGCACGCCGAACUAUAUAGCACCUGAGAUAUUGAGAGGAGAGGACUAUGGAUUCUCCGUCGAUUGGUGGGCUCUGGGUGUGUUGCUCUAUGAGAUGCUGGCCGGCCGCAGCCCCUUCGACAUUACCGGGGCGUCCGAGAAUCCCGACCAAAAUACCGAGGACUACCUCUUCCAAGUGAUCCUGCAGAAGACCAUCCGCAUUCCCCGCACCCUCUCCGUUAAGGCCGGGUCGGUCCUCAAGGGCUUCCUCUGCAAGGACCCUGCGGAGAGGCUGGGCUGCGGACGCGGACCUUCCGCCUUCCUGGACAUCGUCGAUCAUCCCUUCUUCAAGGCCAUCGACUGGGAAAUGCUGGAGCAAAAGCAGGUCACGCCGCCUUAUAAGCCACACUUGGAUUCCGAUCGCGAUUUGGCAAACUUCCCGCCAGAGUUCACGGACGAGCCCGUUCAUCUCACACCCGACGAUCCGAGGGUCAUCGAGAAGAUAGACCAGAGCGAAUUCGAGGGCUUCGAAUACGUGAACCCGUUGUUGAUGUCCUUGGAGGACUGCGUGUGACAAGAGCCAGAUGGGCCAGCCGAGCACCGGUUCCUGGAGCAGUGCCAGUUCCUGGAUCAACAUCAUCAGCGGCAGCCGUACACCGUGUACAAUCUGCAGAACGAGUUCGCCUUGUU